AUGAAGGUUCGUGCAAUGGUACUGCUUUUUGGAAUCAUCCCUCGCUUCUGUCUCGGUUACGAUCGAUCCUGCCAUCCAGUGUUCAACGAAAUAUCUACGCUUGGGUUCAAAUCUUCUUACGUAACCCAAUUCAUCGAGCUUUCUCUCAGCGAAGGUUGCAAGGACAGCAGCAGCCGUAAAAGUUUCACCCUCAACAAAUAUGGGCUAUUGGUCCUUGAGACCAGACCGCUAUUGAACCUACACCUUGAGCCGGAUACCUUCUCUCUGAUAUCAUUUGUGGACUUCAAUAAUCAUAAAUGGCCACAAGAAGACGGACACUUUGUGAAGAGGUUCUACGUUGUGGGCAGCUCACGAGAGAACGUGCUUACUGAUUUCCGUUUCUACGACUUUGAUGAUAGAACAGCAAGCACCACUGUGGAAUACCAAGAUUUUGUCAGCAAGUUUAGCUUCGUCAAAACGUCGUCUGCUGGCAAUCCUUCAUAUGUUACUGACAAAAUUCAAGUCUCGCGUUCGGAUCAGGAAUGGCUUUCAAGCAGGAUCAAAAGUCACGUUGUUUUCGCUCCAACUGAAGACACCCGCAGCAUGCUCUCGCUGGGAAGGCUUGCUACUCUACUUCCUGGUCAAACUCAUUUCUAUGUUCUUCCUCCCGACUCGCUCGACGACUGCACUUCUGCGUCCUAUUGCGACUCCACUUGGGUGCUGGCGCUUCCUUCUCCCGGAGAACGUAACUACUGUACUGGAGAAAACGUCAGGCUGCACCUAUCGCGAGUAGAAGUAUCUCACACAACGCAGCAGCCUAGUGUGGACGAAGUGAGCCCCAUGGAUGCAAGUUCGUACAGUGAUUCGCAAGAUGAGCUCAGAGAGCGACCCGGAGGUUAUGCGGAGCCAUUGGAUGCAAGCGUCGAAGGAGGAAACGUUGAUCACCCUGAAGUGAGAGACCAAUGCCAUUCUCAGGUUACAGAACUAAAACUCACGAUCAAAGCUCUGAAUAAACAAGUUGAAGAUAUGAAGGAGGAGCUCCAUCGACUAGUUGAAGAAAUGAAGGAGAAAAACAACUUUUUCAAAGAAGCGUUUCAGCUAACAGGAGAAAGUGAGAGGAGGAGAUAUGGACUGUUUAGAAGCAAAGAGGAUCUGGAAAAAUUGAAGCAAAAUCUCCACUACUUAAGCGUUGACGGGAAAACGCUAUCUAGGUCUCAGAUCACGACGUUGGCAAAACUUCCGUGGUUGUCGUACUAUAGAAAUCCCACCAAGCCUUACGCCGAUUUCCUCCGCUGCAACCUUUGCAACAGGGAAACUGUUAUACAGGAAUAUGACCCGGACCCAGAUCAUGCUAAAUGUGAGCAAUCUAUACGCAGGAACGACGGUAAACUUCGAACGAAUGCAUUGGGAAGAGGCUCUGUAAUGUGCGUUCAGAAGUAUGGGGGACGGGAUCCCUCAUCGAGAAAGGGCAUCAAUGUUAUUCUGAACAGAGUAAGGGCUCAUCAGAGUACGUCGGAGCACGAAGCAAACUUCCAAGAAUACAUCGCAACGGCGAAAGCGCUAGAAACUCGCGUGCCGCAGGUCGUGGAAGGUAGUCUCAUCUACUCUUGCCGCUUACACUAUUGCAAAAGAAGGGCUAUCUUUCAAGAAGCAAUUUUCCCUUAUGCUAUAUGGGAUUACGCGCAGGAGCAGCACCAGCCACAGCACACUUUGAUUCCUUGUCAGCACGGAACAAUCUCUCAGCAAAAUCGACCCAUCACAUUCCAUUUUGCGUUGGUACGAGUAGAAAGUGAGAGGGCGGACGAUAUCGUCGACGCGCUUACUAGCUAUUUGGAGGAUCUUGAAUCAUGGAAGAACAGUCCCGGCUUGAAUGAUACUCCCUAUGCUUUUUUCAUGAAACGAAUGGUAGCACUUUCCUCUGACGGCGCCUCUGUAAUGACAGGAGCUUCCGGUGGAGUUCAUAGAAAGCUGCAAGGUCUUAUCAUUCAAGAGACACAGAGGAGCGGAAGCGGUCGAGUAAACUUCCUCCUCUCCGUAUGUGCAGCACACAAACUAGAUUUGGCGGUGAAGGGGCAGAAAGGAAGCGUUUUCAAAUUCACACAGGUCCUUGUAUCGGAAUUGCACUCUCUGUUCACCUCGGCACGCGGCCGCGCCGCUUAUUCUGCAGCGGCAAAGGAUAUGGGGUUUCCCCUUCUGAAAAUGGAUGCCUUGCACGCCAGCUCUAUUUCGAAGCUGCUCCGCGUUUACCCAGUUUUGAUCCAAGCUUCAGAAAGAUUAGCUAAGGACAGCUCCGCUUCUCCAAUUGCGAAAGAACGAGCUACAGACGCAGAAUUUAUCUUGAACGAUGGUCGAAUAUUCAUUACCCUACAUCACGUCAAUGCGACACUUUCGUAUCUCGCUAGACUGUCCGAAGCUCUGCAGGACGAAGAGGCUCUUAUGGUAGAUUACCUAUCACGCUGGCGACACCUGGAUUCCCUUCUUGAACAUGAAGCAUUGAAAGACGACGUCUAUGAUUACCUCGCCCAUUGUGGGUUCCUCUACAUGUGGGAUCAUGAACGACACAAAUUUGUGGACGCUGAUCUCAACUUCCUCAAGAAUUAUUAUACACCUUAUUCCACACCACAUAGUACUGCGGUAGAUGGACCUUCAGAGAACUUCCUCGCCUACAAUCCUUCCAUGUUCUCAGAUUUCAGCUUGAAGGAAGUGGACAAACUGGAAGAGCUCCACCGAAUGAACACAGCCCACUUGAGAAGGAUACAGUUUUUUAGAAAUGUCAACACAGGCUACUCACCGGGUGAACAAGGCUCUACCGAUCUGCGGCGUUAUUACCUGGACAUCACUGUUUUACCUAAACCAGAAGCUCAAAUCAACCAGUUCUACAACGAUCUUCGGACAAGCUUUCGCCACCAUAUGACUCCCAGCAAGUAUCCCACGGAAGCACACAAAUAUUUUCCAUACGCUUUAGACAGGCAUAUCAUAUUAGACAUCAUCGAAUGCAACGGAGAUUACGAGGCAUUCAAAAAUUGCGAUUUGCCAGGUGUUACAGCAGCAAGCCGGGGUUACCCUGAAUAUGUGGACGAGGAGGGAAAUGUGGAUAAAGGCAAGCGUGAUAGACUCAUUCUGAUGUCCAUCACCGACAUUCAGGAAAACUGCUCCCUGCCUGAAGCCCGUGGCCCAUUCUUUGACUUCUACAACUCAAUUGCAAGAACGGCGCGCACAUCGAACACAUGGCCAACCGAUCUCCGCAGUGACAAAAACAGUAUUCAACUCUACAAAACACUUCUUGACAACGGUGAAGCGUUGAAAAUUCCUCCACCUUUAGUACAUCAGUGGACAAAGCCGCGUCCCGGCUUGAAGCUGAAGCCUCACCUGCCUCUUGCACUUCCUCAACUGAGAGGCAGGAUGAUAAACACAAGCUCGUGGAUCUUUAUGCCACACAUUCAAUGUCGGUACAAGGAUCAAGUGAAAGUGAAGCCGCCGACGCGCAACAUCAGUCAAAAAAAGACCAAGAAAUGUCAAGAGCAAUGA
Ostertagia ostertagi is the source of this 3507-nucleotide messenger RNA. NCBI's taxonomy places the organism in Eukaryota, Metazoa, Nematoda, Chromadorea, Rhabditida, Trichostrongylidae. The record is from the annotation of a GenBank genome assembly.